Molecule: messenger RNA, 2402 nt
Organism: Candidula unifasciata
Lineage: Eukaryota; Metazoa; Mollusca; Gastropoda; Stylommatophora; Geomitridae
Source: the annotation of a GenBank genome assembly
AUGAGACACAUAAGUCUGAUACUAGGUGUCCUGUUGUGCACUUGUUUUGGUGUGCACAGAGAGAACUUUCGUACCUGUGAUCAGAGUGGCUUCUGCAAGCGUCAUCGCAACUUACAGCCAGGUACUUCCAAUUAUGUUGUGCAGCCGUCAACAUUGAGAAUAUCCAAAACAUCUUUGAUGGUGGAUGUUGUGAAUACCAAAACCAAUGUUCGGUUUCUGCUGCAAGGCUAUGGGCUGGUCAACAGCAUUUUCCGUGUGAAGCUGGUGGAAGCAGAACCCAUUAGAGAACGCUACGAAAUACCUGUGGGCAUUUCUCUGUUUGCUGAGCCUGUCGAGGAAGAGCUGAAGUAUCAUGGUGAGAAGGAUGGCACGCUGACCUUCUCUCUUGGUGACAACAAGAUGGUCAUCAACAUUGAUCCAUUGAGACUAGAUUUCUUUAUCAGUGGUGAGCCAGUAGUAAGUCUUAAUGCUCAAGGCCUUCUCAAGUUUGAGCACACCCGCACAAAACAGGGCUGGUUCUCUUCACUGGGCUCCUGGUUUUUCUCAUUACUUUCACCUUUCAGAGAGACCAAAUCUGAGAAUGAGGAGGUGGCCCAGGACGCAGAGGGAGACCAGAAGGUUGAAGGAACACAGAAACAGGAUGAUGAUGAGCCAGACAUGUGGGAAGAAACAUUUAAAGGAUUUACAGAUUCUAAACCACAUGGACCUACUUCUGUGGGUGUAGACAUUGCCUUCCCUGGCUUCCGUUAUGUUUAUGGUAUACCUGAACAUGCUGAUUCUUUUGCCUUGAAAACUACAAAAACUACAGAUCCCUACAGAAUGUACAAUCUGGAUGUCUUUGAAUAUGAUCUCUACAACCCCAUGGCUCUUUAUGGUCAUGUGCCAUUUAUGGUUGCCCACAAUGAGAAAAACACUGUUGGUGUGUUUUUUCAAAAUCCCGCAGAGGGCUGGAUUGACAUUCAGUCCAAUGUGGCAGACAAGUCUAUCUUCAAAAAUCUGGCUGACUUUGUGACCGGCAAUAACGAGGUUCCACAGACAGAUACCCAUUGGUACUUUGAGGAUGGCAUUAUAGACAUCUUUGUACUGUUGGGCCCAGGACCCAAGGACAUUUUCAAGCAGUAUGCCAGCCUGACAGGGAACACUCCAUUACCUCCACUUUGGUCAUUAGGUUACCAUCAGUGUAGGUGGAACUACAAUGACCAGGAUGAUGUAAGAAGUGUGGAUCAAGCAUUGGAUGAGUUUGACAUUCCUUACGAUGUCAUUUGGCUGGACAUUGAGCAUACAGACUCCAAGAAAUACUUCACUUGGGAUGUCACUCGGUUCUCCAACUCACAGGAAAUGUUGCGAAAUCUUUCUUCAAAGGGCCGUAUGAUGGUGACUAUUGUCGACCCCCAUCUGAAGCGUGACGACAACUACAAUACUUACACUGAUGCCAGAAACAAAGGACUGCUAGUUAAAAAUAAGGAUGGCAAUGAUUUUGAUGGCUGGUGUUGGCCAGGUUCAUCUUCAUGGCCAGACUUCCUGGAGGAACAUGUGCGCCAAUGGUGGGCCGAUCAGUUUUCCAUAGAAAACUACCAAGGGUCUGCCCCCAACCUCUAUGUGUGGAAUGACAUGAAUGAGCCGUCAGUGUUUAACUCCCCAGAGAUCACUUUUCCCAAAGAUGCCAAACAUCUGUCCGGAAGGGAGAAUAGAGAAGUGCACAAUGUUUAUGGGAUGCUGGUGCACCGUGCCACAUUUGAAGGUUUACUAAAGAGAAGUGAUUACAAAAAACGACCAUUUGUGUUAACAAGAGCCUUCUUUGCUGGGAGUCAGAGAUCUGCGGCUGUGUGGACUGGGGACAAUAUGGGUGAAUGGAGUCAUCUGAAAAUCACCGUGCCAAUGAUGUUGUCCCUCAACCUGGCAGGCAUUCACUUCUCUGGUGCUGAUGUGGGAGGAUUUUUCCGUAACCCGGACAAUGAACUCCUGACCCGCUGGUAUCAGGCUGCCUUAUUCCAGCCGUUUUUUAGAGCCCAUGCUCACAUUGAUACCAAACGCAGGGAACCUUAUCUUCUACCUGAAGAAAACAUGGUCAUCAUUCGAGAAGCCAUCAAGAAAAGAUACACCUACCUCCCUUAUAUGUAUUUACUGUUCUAUGAAUCUGAAAAUACUGGUAUGCCACCCAUGCGUGCCUUGUGGAUGGAGUAUCCAAAGGAGACCAGAACUUUUGAAAUGGAUGACGAGUUUCUUUUGGGGGAUGCUCUGCUUGUGAAGCCAGUUGUGGAGCAGGGUCAGACAAGCACCACUGUCUAUUUCCCAGGAGAUGAUAUCUGGUACGAUAUUGACACCUAUAAGACAUACCAUGGGAAGCAGGAAGUUACUGUGGAUGCUCCAUUAUCAAAGGUACUUGUAUGUGUUUUUGCUUG